Messenger RNA from Sphaeroforma arctica JP610, 810 nucleotides. RefSeq lists its product as hypothetical. The transcript has a single exon. NCBI's taxonomy places the organism in Eukaryota, Ichthyosporea, Ichthyophonida. The record is from RefSeq and is a predicted model, not a curated record. Bases 50 to 592 code for a protein of 180 amino acids.
UCACAUUCACACACAAUCGCUUCUAAAAGUCAGUCGAACAAAGAACAACAUGUACAAAACUGCUCUUAAAAAAGAAACCUGUGACUAUCACAAUAACGCUGGUCGAGUUUUUGUGACAAGUCAUGGUCAGGCAACAGCAACCACAUGCAACCCAACACGAGCACGCUCCCCAGGUAUGGCUCUUGGCGGCUUUCAGUCACCAUCGAAGAAGGCGAAUAAACAGUCUUACAGCGUCGGUAGCGUCGGCAACGUUAACAGACCGCAAACAGUAGCUCAUAAUUUCCUAACCUACCAACGAAUGGAGAUGGGUGGUCUGACAGCCAAGAAUUAUUCAACCAGUCUGACAUCUAAGAAACAUACAACCAAGAAACAGACGACCAAGAAAGAUACUAGUACACAACAGCCUGCGAAGUCACCAAGCUUAAAGUGGACAAGACGGAGUCUCAAUCCUUUCAAGAAAGAGAAGAACUAUAUGGAUCUGGUAGAUAGCUCCAUGGCCUCAGCGUUGGUGUUGUGUCCAACAGACCAGAAGGAGAAACCGUUUGAUACAACAAGUCAGAGUGCUAUGAGCGUGCUUAGUAUCUAUGUUUGAGGGUUGAAGCGGAACAUAAACUGCAACCUAAAAGCUCUAUAGGCCUUACACACAUGCAAAAGUGCCCACUCCUAUCAUUAGGGGGAGUAUAUAUUUCUCAUGGUGUUUAAAGUAGCAUUAUGCACUACGCCAGGUUCGGUGCUGUCGAUUCGUAUUCGACUUCGGAGAAUAUCAAAGUAUGAUAGCAAACUGGAAAUAAAAUAAUAUAUAUAAUCGUU